AUGGGAGACAUCUGCUACAAGUUCGUCCGGCUCCGGAACAGCUUCUGGGGAGCCCAGGCCUGGUGCCAGGCCAAUGGUGGGUGCCUGGCGCAUCCCUGGAACCCAGAGACACAGGCCCUCCUGAGCCACUGCCUGGUGGAAGGAGAGAAGUGGUGGGUUGGCCUGCGAGAGCAUCCAGGCUCCUCUGCCCACAGGGCGGAUGCAGCUGUGACCCCCUUCCCUGUCGGGUGCAGUUACAUCAUCAGGGACUCAGGCACCAUCAGGUCCAGGAGGGACACAUGUGCGCAGGAGCUAUAUUUCAUCUGCCACUUCAACUGGGGAAAGCGAGAGAGAAACCUCACAAGGGGACACCAGGCCAGCCACAGGGACCAGCACAGACACCAGACCCGCCACGCGGACCAGAACAGACACCAGACCCGCCACGCGGACCGGCACAGACACCAGACCCGCUGCGGGGACCGGCACAGACACCAGACCCGCUGCGGGGACCGGCACAGACACCAGACCCACUGCGGGGACCGGCACAGACACCAGACCCGCUGCGCGGACCGGCACAGACACCAGACCCACUGCGGGGACCGGCACAGACACCACACCCGCCGCGAGGACCGGCACAGACACCACACCCGCCGCGGGGACUGGCACAGACACCAGACCAGCAGCAGGAACCGGCACAGACACCAGACCCGCCGCGCGGACCGGCACAGACACCAGACCAGCCAUGGGGACCGGCACAGACACCAGACAGGCCGCAGAGACCGGUACAGACACCACACCUGCCGCUGGGACUGGCACAGACACCAGACCGGCCACGGGGACCGGCACAGACACCAGACCCGCCACAGGGACCAGCACAGACACCAGACCCACUGCGGGGAUCAGCACAGGCACCAGACCCACCGCGGGGACCGGCACAGACACCAGGCUGGCCGCUGGGCACCUCGCGCAACGCAGAGACGCAGCCACGGCCUGGCCAGAACAGUCACCACCCUGCAGGACCCUAACCUGGACCCAUUUACAGUGAACUCUUGGACAUUGCUCCAGGAUGCUUCCUCGGACAGGGCCCUUCAGGCCGUGGAGGACACAAUGAGACAAUUCAACCAGGCCAUCCGAACUAUCCACCAUCUGCCAGCGCUGCAGAGAGCCUGCCACACCCUCCAGCGCCUGACAGAGGGCACCCGCUUGCUCUCAGAGGCAGCCCAGAAAGAGGCCAGUGAGUCGCUCCUGUUCCUGAGCACUCAGCUCCUGCAGGCACCACUCCCCAGCAAUAGCAGUGGCUCCGCCGCCAGCACACCCGCUGCCACCUCGCUCUUCCAGUCCUUCAGCCACCUCCUGACGGCCAUGGACAGCAGCACACCCACGUCGCACUGGGCCCGGAACCAGCUGACGGAGGCUCUGGAGAACACCAUGGCUGCGCUCACAGGGAUACAGACAGUGCUCUGGGAGGGCAGCUGCGCUGUGGAGUCGUCUGUAACAGUGACCUCUCCUGUGGCCAGCACGAUGCUGAGCAGCCGCAACGCCUCCACUUUGCCCUGGAGCUCGUACCAUCUGGCUCAGCCAGUGCCUCUGACGCUGGCCUUCCCAUCAGCCUCUGCCUGGGGAGUGCUGCUGAGCAAACACCCCCGCGUGCAGGUCCGGGUAACAGUCCUGGCAGUCAACCCCUUCAAGCACCUGGACGGGAAGGAGAUCGGGAGCAUUGGGAACAUCUUCCUCACCGCCAACAAGGAAUCUAUCCAGGUGCAGGACUUACCCGAGGACAUCGAGAUCCGGCUGUGGAGAGACGAGAGCGCAGAGACGUCUCCCACUGGCCUCAACAUCAGCACAGAGGAGUUUGUGAUCGAGGUGAACAUCACGUCCAUGGAAGACGCCCUGAUUCUCCGUGUGCUACCCGACGUUCCCCUGCCCAUCGAGCUCUACCUGGGCUACCAGCACCCGUUCAACGGCUCCCACUCUCUCCUCAAUACCACCCUGCCCACCAGCCAUGGGCAGCACGCUGCCGAUGCUUUGCAGCUUGCCUCCAUGGCCCCUACCACGAACGGCCAUAUGGUGGGACCUCAGAGCACAGUCAGCAGCAUCCAGUGCCUGUGCAACCACCUCAGCGUCUUUGGCAGCUCCUUCUUCGUUGUGCCCCGGACGGUGAACAUUCUGGACACAGGCAAGCUCCUAAGCAAGGUGGCCAGCAACCCGAUUGGGGUGGCCUUGCUGGCCAGCCUGCUGGUGCUCCAUGGUGCUGUUGGCGUGUGGGCGUGGAGGAGCGACCGAGUGGAUAUGAGAAAGGUGAAGGUCACAGUCCUGGCAGACAACGACCCCAGGGCUCACGUCCGGUAUGUGGUGCAGGUCUUCACUGGAUACCGCAGGGGAGCAGCCACAACAGCAAAGGUCGUGCUCACACUGUACGGGACAGAGGGACGGAGCGAGCCGCACUGCCUGCGGGACCCCCACAAGCCUGUGUUUGAACGUGGUGGGCUGGACAUCUUCCUCGUAACCACCUGGAGCUCCCUGGGGGAGCUGCACAACAUCAGGCUCUGGCACGACAAUUCUGGGUCCAGCCCCUCCUGGUACGUCAGGCAGGUGGUGGUCAGCGACGUGUCAGCCAGGAGGAAGUGGCAUUUCCUCUGCAGCGCCUGGCUGGCUGUGGAUCUGGGUGACUGCCAGCUCGAUCAGGUCUUCCCAGCAGCCUCCAGGAGUGAGCUACUCUCCUCCAGGCAUCUGUUCUGCUCGGCUCUUGUGGAGAAGGUGACACACGACCACCUGUGGCUGUCGGUGCUGACCCACUGCCCCUGGGACCCCUUCACACGGCUCCAGCGCCUGGCCUGCUGCCUGACACUCCUGCUUUGCACCAUGCUCAUCAACAUCAUGUUCUGGAGAGACUCGCCGGAGGCUGGCAACCAGGCAGCCCUGCAGCCAGGGCGCAUCCUGCUCACCUGGCAGGAGCUUGUUACCAGCGUGCAGACCGCGCUUAUCCUGCUCCCUAUCAACCUGGUCAUUGGGCAAAUCUUCCAGCUGGUCCCACCGCAGGAACUGCCGCUGCCCCCCACAGGCAUCCGGCUCCCACGGGCCUCUGCACCCCCCCAGGAGGCGUCCCCCCUCAAGCGCAUCACGCAGGAGCUGAAGGCGACAGUGGGGUUUCUGUCCAGGACCAAGCUCUGCCUGGAGCACGAGGCUCUGCCCCAGGAGAUGGACAGUGUCCCUGAGCUCGUGCGUAGCCUCUGCUGCCUUGUCGGCUCUCACCUCCGCAGGGGCAUGGAGCCAGCGGAGCCCUGCCUGGUUAACGGUACAGACACCAAUGGCCUGCUCCUGGGAGCCACCCCGCUCCGCCUGCCUGGGCCAAUGGAGGUGGGAGCCAUCCUACCAGCAGCCCCAUGUGCCUGCGCCCGGGAGCCAGCAGUGCCACUGCCAAGCCUGCUGUCUCCUGGGGGCGGGAGGAGCUUCCCCAUCUCGGAACCCCGAGGGCAGAAGGCCACCAUCCCCUUCCGGCUCCUGCGAGAGACUCUGUUCAUCUGCUGGGUCACUGUGGCUGCCACCAGCCUGGCCUCAGCAUACUUCACCAUCCUCCUCAGCCUGCAGCUGGACAGGCAGAGAGCCACCAGCUGGGUCAUCUCCAUGCUGCUCUCUCUCCUCCAGAACAUCUUCAUAAUGCAGCCACUGAAGGUGGCUGGCCUCACCCUGCUCUUCUCACUGGUGCUGAAGAGGAUGCUGUGGCAGGACAAGGGGAAGGAGCAACAGCUGCAGAGGAGCCUGGCUUUCCUGGCACAACUCGUUCUCCUGGCCUCGCUGAUGGUCGUGUGCUACACAGAGCGGAGCCCCCAUGAGCUGUACUUCAACGAGGCCAUUCGCAAGAGCAUCACACCCAACUUCCACCGCAUCCGCGGCCUGGGGGACUUCUAUGGCUGGGCGCACGGCACACUCCUGCCCAGCCUUGACGGGCCACACCCAGGGUUCAUCUCAGACGGAAAUGCCCUCCUCCUCGGCAGUGUGCGAUUGCGGCAGCUCCGUCCUCAGCCACAGCACCAGCUCUGCUCCUGCUGCCAGCAGGACACAGGGGGCCAUGGGCCUGGCUGGGGUCCCCCUGGCCAGAGCAGGGGGGCACAGGAUAGCAUCUGGGUGAACCACAGCGCAGAGAGCCUGGGGGAAUACCCCGUGUGGGGGCAGCUGUCCCUCUACCCGGGAGGAGGCUACCUGGCACACCUGGGAACCAACUCCAGCCAUGCACACAGUGUCCUGCAGUACUUGGAGCGGAGCCGGUGGCUGGAUGGAUGCAGCUGCGCCGUCUUCGUGGAGUUCACGGUCUAUAACGCCAAUGUGAACCUCUUCUGUGUGGUCACCCUGCUCCUGGAGACCCCCGGGACAGGUGCCUUCCUCCCCUCUGUGGAGCUGCAGAGCAUCCACCUCUACAGCGGCAGCGGCUUGACCCAGCUGACCUGCGCACAAGGCAUCUACAUCCUGCUGCUUCUCUUCUACACCUGGGUGCAGGGGCGGCGGCUGAAGCAGCAGAAGUGGAGAUACUUCAGCAGCCAGAGAAAUGUGCUGGACAUAAGCAUAAUUUUCAUCAGCCUGGCAGCAUUUGGUGUGUACAUCAAGUGCCGUCUCCUGCAGAAGAGUGUGAUGGAGAAAUACCACCAGGACCGGAGCAGGUUUGUCAGUUUCUACGAGACAGCGCAAGUGGCCUCUGCUUUCACCUACCUGCUGGCCUUCCUGGUCGCCCUGGCCAUGGGGAAGCUGUGGAACCUGUUGUGCCUCAACCCUAGAAUGCACCUGAUCAGCAGCACGCUGCGCCGAGCCUGGCAGGAGGUGCUGGACUUCCUGCUGGUGCUGCUGGUGCUGCUGGCGGGCUACUCCAUGGCAUGUAACCUUCUGUUUGGAUGGAGCAUUGCGAACUACAAGACUUUCUUCAGCUCGUCUGUGACCAUUGUUGGGCUCCUGAUCGGGAUCUUUAACUAUGACACGGUGAGAGCCCAGAGCCUGGUACCAUUUUGUUUCCCCUAGAACAGGGCUCAGUGCAAUCAAGGACCUGUUGCUGGCCCGUCUAAUCCAAGUGUAGCAGGAAAAACAAGAGGGUGGAGCCCACAAAAGUGGUGCUGUGCAGUUACUCACCCCAGGCUUGGUACCAGGCACUUCCUCACCCAGGGCUGCUGCUGCCAAGGGCACACUCCCUGAGAGAGAGCAUGCAGCUCAGCCCUCCACAGGAAGCUCUCAGCCUCCACUGGAACAUGCAUCUUCGCAGGGUCAUGUGCUACAGGCCCAGACAUUUGUGCAGAUUGGAAGAGUUUGGCAACAUUUACAUGUGCCCCAGGUAAACAUGGCCUCUGUAAAAGGCCCUGGGAGCAGCUGCUUGUGCAGGCUUCCACAUGUGUGUAUCUAAGGAGAGGCCCAGCUGGAAGCAUGAUUCUGUACUUGCGCCCCCUUCAUCUUUUGGCUCUGUGCUGCCGCCUUCUAGGUUAUCAACUUAGACCCAGUCUUGGGGUCCUUGCUGAUCACCACCAGUGUCAUAUCCAUGCUGUACGUGGUCAUUAACCUCUUUGUCUCUGGCCUGCUGUCAACCUUCAGCAAGGAGCGAGCAUCUGCCAGGGUAGGUACAGAUCUCGGGCUCCAUACCCAAGCUCUCCCCCAGGCCUGUGGCGGGUGGGCAGGAGGCAGCCUCACUCAGAAGCAGGCGGAAGGUUUACAUUCAGCACAGCUGGCUUCUAGCACCCAGCCAAGUUCAGUGAGGACUGUCACUUUGGCCCUGCCUCCACUUGCUCUGCUGACAAGCUGGGGAUUAGCCUUUUUUAUUUUCCUCCCUCCUUUCCAGGCAAACAAGGAUGAGUCCAUGAUGGAAGUGAUGCUCCUAAAGCUCUCGGGCCUGUUAGGAAUUAAGCAGCAGGCCCUGUAGCU
Messenger RNA from Chelonoidis abingdonii (Abingdon island giant tortoise), 5874 nucleotides. NCBI's taxonomy places the organism in Eukaryota, Metazoa, Chordata, Testudines, Testudinidae. The record is from RefSeq and is a predicted model, not a curated record.